This is a messenger RNA of Cyprinodon variegatus (sheepshead minnow), 2369 nucleotides long. RefSeq names its product plasmalemma vesicle associated protein (gene plvapb). The coding region runs from base 176 to 1444 and encodes 422 amino acids. The transcript has 9 exons. The record is from RefSeq and is a predicted model, not a curated record. Gene Ontology annotation, biological process: positive regulation of cellular extravasation; regulation of vascular permeability. Gene Ontology annotation, cellular component: caveola. Lineage: Eukaryota; Metazoa; Chordata; Actinopteri; Cyprinodontiformes; Cyprinodontidae.
UUGACUAAACUCCAAAGGAAAAACAGAAAACCAAGGAUUGGAGAUACAUCUGGUUUUAUUUGAUCUUUUUUAGCAUUUCCAUCUGAUUUACUUCAGCUUUUACUCUGUAAAAAAAAAUCCCACAUCAGAAAAAUAAUACUUUUUAGUUUUGUUUUAGUUUUCAGCACCAGCAGCCAUGUACAGCUCCAGCUACUCCCGUGCCAAACUUGGCCCGGAGUCCAGACAGCCACUGUAUAGGAACAAAGGAAAGAGCUGCGGCUACUACAUGAGGAUUGUUUUUUUCUUUUCAUCCCUCAUCCAGUCUCUCAUUAUCGUCAGCCUUGUGCUCUUCCUCAUCUAUGGACAGCCAGAGAAGUCUGCAGAGGAGAAACGAGUCGAGGAGCUGGAGCAAGGCUUUAAUAAGCUAAACGUGAACAACUUUGAACUGAAGAAGGAGAAAGCUGAGCUCGAAGCUAAGCUGGCUGCUCAGAAAGCUGAGAAAGCUGCUCUAGAGAAACAGAUGGCAAAACAGCUAAACGAAUCUACCAAAGUAGAAAACGAGCUCAAGAAAAAGAUUACAACCCUUCAAAAUACAGUGACUUUGCUGCAGCGUCCAACUCGUACUUUCAUCCCGCCCCCACCACCUCCACCGGUCACAAAUAACAAUCAAGGAAUUCUAAAAGCAACCAUCUCUGAAAAGGAAAAAUUAAUAGCCCUUGUUAAAUCAAACUUCACUCAGACGGUUCAGUAUCUGAGUCACGAGAGGGACAGGGCCCUCCGAGAACGAGACGUCCACAUCGAGGAAGCCAUCAACCUCCGCAGAGAUAACAACCUCCUGAGGGAACAGCUCAAUAUCUAUACCAGGAAAUGCAAAGAAGACUUUGCUCAGUCUCUGGAUGGGAUCCAGUCGGUGACCACCAAGUUUUUGAAUCAGAUCCACAACAUGUUCCCUCACUCGCAGACGUUCCACCUCUCCUGCCAAAGCCAGAGGGAGCAGCUGGAGAAGAUCCGAAGCAGCUGCACCAACCUGUCCAGGGAUGUGGAGAGCAAGUUCCAGCUCUAUCUGGACAAUGUGGGCAACAAGGUGGUGGAGAUUCAGGGUCUCUCUAGCAAGCUGGAGGCACACAACUCAUACCUGACCUCCAGCCUGGAGCAGUGUGAAAAAAAGCACAAAGAAGCGGUCGCCAAGGCUGCCAGCGACUUAGAGCUCAAGCAAAAGGCUCAUGAUGACAAGGUAGAGCAAAUACUGAUUGAGAAGAAACGACUGAGCGAGCAGAAGACACUGCUGGAUGAAAAACUGGCCCUGAGGGAGAAAGAGAUUCAGAUGCUGAAGGAAUCGAUGCCCAAGACUGGUCCACUAACCGCUGCUUCGCCACAGAGUGUGCCUCAGCAGGGGAGACCGGCUGCAGCGAACUGGCCGGUCAACGGCUCAGCUGGAGUCAGUAAUGCUCCAAUUGUUGGUUGAAAGGAGGCCUUCGUCCAUCCACUACCUGCUCCAUCCACCUCUGGCACAGAAACAGACUCCAGUUCUAAUGUACAUCCUUCAUCUCUUAAUGAACAUGUUUAUAGAACAAUUAGCAAACCCUUGGGGAAACCUGUUAAUAGCUAAUGUAACGCAUCCACCUAUGGUUUUAGGGUUUUAAGAAUAAGAACACAAUUAAAACAAUCUGAAUUUCACCAGGUCGUAAAGUUAUUUCAGGCUUACUUUAAAGGUACAUAAAAUGUAAGAAAUUCCACAUAAAAAAAAAACCCAAGCAGAAAUAGAAAAGCUUUGUGUUUCUGUUGCAUGUAAGAGGAGAAGGUUAGCAGCCAGGUGUUUCUAACUGAUUAUCUGCAAGUACAGUCUCUUUUCUGAAGGGCAGGACUUCUACCUGACUGCUGUGUUCAGGUAUAAAUUUAUUUGAUGUAAAAAAUUUUAAGUUUUAAGAGCAGUAGGUUUAAAGAAGUAGAUAUCAGACUAGAAAAAGCAAGAAAAGUAUUUUGAACAUAGUUGAAAUAAUUUCUUCUAAUGCACCACGAGACUCCAAAUUUACAUAUUUAAUGUAAAUUUUAAGAUGGGACAACUCCGCUUUUCUGCACGGAUGAAAAGAGGCAAUGCUGAUCAGCACCACGUCAGGCCUGGAGGUGGUGGUAAUGGUAAACAGUUGUACUUGUAUGGUGCUUUAUUAAGUCCCAGAAAGCUAAAGAGCUUUGAGCCACAACCAGUCUGGAAAGCAAGUGAAAAGCAAGUAAAGAGUUCUUGCCAAGGACACAACCACUGAGACGGGUUACAGGAUGAGCUCUUCCUGUGCCCCGUGGAGCCUUCAAUGAUUUGGCCUGUAAUGCUUCCACCAGAAUUGAGCACAUUGCAGCAGAAUCAAAGAUGGACCUGUGUGUUCAGCAGCAGCAUU